CAAAACAUCUAAACUAAUAAUGUUUUUAAUUUAACUUUAAAACUAUUGUCUGAUUAAACUAUUAUCCGAUGAAAUGUUGUUUAAAUUAUGUCCGAAAUAUCUUCGGAUAUCAUUCAAUAUUCGGACAGUCAUUCAUCAAUCAUUAAAUCACUUUUCAGACCAAAAAAAUGAUCCAAAGAUGGAUCCAAUUAGCAAAAUAACGGCCAAAGAGAAGACUAUAGAUCUCAAGUGUUAUACACCAGAUGUGGUCCGCAACUUCUGUAUCAUCGCUCACAUCGAUCACGGGAAGACCACUUUAUCCGACCGAUUGCUUGAAGUGACCAAAACUAUACCGAAAGAGUUAAAUGCAAAACAAUAUUUGGAUAAAUUGGAUGUCGAGAGGGAAAGGGGUAUCACUGUUAAGGCACAGACCUGUUCAAUGGUGUGGCACUACAACAACACUUCAUAUUUGUUGAAUUUGAUUGACACUCCGGGUCACGUGGACUUCAGUUAUGAAGUUUGGCGAUCAGUGGCCGCCUGUGAAGGAGCUGUCAUUUUGGUGGACGCCAACAGUGGAGUACAGGCACAGACAAUCUCACACUUCAAUUACGCCCUCCUAUCAGAACUGACUUUAAUACCUGUUCUCAAUAAAGUUGAUCUGAAGAAUGCUGAUCCAGAUUCAGUGACACAACAGAUGAACAAACUGUUUGAUAUUAAUAGUAGUGAUAUAUUGAAAGUAUCUGCAAAACUGGGAACAGGUGUCGAGCAACUACUCAAUGAAGUAAUUUCAAGAAUUCCGGCGCCAAAGGCCAACACAAAUGGUCCGCUAAGAGCUCUUAUCUUUGAUUUAUGGCAUCAAAAGUUUAGAGGAAUUAUUUUACUUAUUAGAGUCAUAGACGGGUGUCUUAGAGUUGGAGAUAAUAUCACAAUAUCUUCAAAUCAAAAAGUAUAUGCCAUAAGAAAAAUUGGUAUUUUACACCCAAAUGAAGUGUCUACUGAUUGUCUCUAUAGUGGACAGGUAGGUGUUAUUGAGGCCAAUAUUCAGGAUCACACAGAUGUCAAUGUCGGAGAUAUUAUACAGCAAAGUAGUGCCGAUAAUAUUACAAACAAUAACUCUGUAUGUGUGACACAAAUUCAAAAGGCAAUACCUAUGGUGUUUGCCAGUGUCUACCCAUGCGAACGGUCAGCUUAUAAUGAUAUGGCCCGAGCUAUUGAUAAGUUAAUACUUAAUGAUAAUGGGGUCGAUAUACAGAAAGAGUCGCACCCGGCGUUAGGCAAUGGGUUUCGAUUAGGUUUUCUCGGUUUACUUCAUAUGGAAGUCUUUUGUCAACGACUUGAUGAUGAAUUUGAUGCACAGGUAGUAAUCACAGCUCCCAGUGUUCCUUAUAAAGUUAAAAUAAGGGGAGAAAAAAACAUUAAGAUUUUUGGUGCCGAAGAACUCGUUAUAACUAAUGCAUCCAAAUUACCAGAUGUUAACAUAAUUAGCGAAUAUUAUGAACCGAUGACUACCGGGACUAUCAUAACACCCGACCAAUACUUAAAUGUUGUUAAUAAUCUAUGUCUCGAUAGACGUGGCGUACAAUUAAACUCCUAUUAUAUCGAUAACAGUCGGCUUUUAAUUCAAUAUCGAUUUCCUUUGAGUGAAAUUAUUGUUGACUUUUACGACGUUUUAAAGUCAGUCACAUCGGGUUACGCCUCAUUUGAUUACGAGGACAGUGGCUAUGAAAGUACUAAAUUAGUUAAACUCGAUAUAUUGCUUAAUGAUAAACGAGUCGAUGAACUGUCAACUUUGGUUAACACCAUUAAAGCCCGAUCUGUUGGUAGAAGUAUGUGUACCAAACUUAAGGAUCAUUUGCAGAAACAACAAUUUAAAAUUAAGAUUCAAGCGGUCAUCGGAAAUAAGAUCAUCGCUCGAGAGGACGUCAAAGCCUUCAGAAAGGAUGUUACACAACAUCUUUACGGAGGCGAUGAUACCCGAAGACAGAAGUUAUUGAAACGACAGGCAGAGGGAAAGGCACGACUCAAAAGAGUUGGUAAUAUUGAGAUCAGUACCGAUACUUUUAUCAAUGUUUUUAAAAGAUAGUAUACUUUUAAAUCAAGUCGUUUAUAUUGUAAUAUUUUUUUAGAAAUAAAAAUA
Messenger RNA from Oppia nitens, 2116 nucleotides. It is a transcript of the gene waw, whose product is annotated as translation factor GUF1 homolog, mitochondrial-like. The transcript is spliced from 7 exons. Gene Ontology annotation, molecular function: mitochondrial ribosome binding; GTPase activity; GTP binding. Gene Ontology annotation, cellular component: mitochondrion. NCBI's taxonomy places the organism in Eukaryota, Metazoa, Arthropoda, Arachnida, Sarcoptiformes, Oppiidae. The record is from RefSeq and is a predicted model, not a curated record. Gene Ontology annotation, biological process: positive regulation of translation. The coding region runs from base 74 to 2062 and encodes 662 amino acids.